Molecule: messenger RNA, 3144 nt
Organism: Pseudoliparis swirei
Lineage: Eukaryota; Metazoa; Chordata; Actinopteri; Perciformes; Liparidae
Gene: srbd1
Product: S1 RNA binding domain 1
Exons: 21
Coding region: 76-3105 (1009 amino acids)
Biological process (GO): nucleobase-containing compound metabolic process; translation
Molecular function (GO): structural constituent of ribosome; mRNA binding
Source: RefSeq, a predicted model, not a curated record
AGAAAGUAGGCAUCUCUUCUGCACCAGCUACGAUUUCACACGGAAUACACACGCAUUUGUUGAGCAUUUUGAACGAUGAUGCGAAGGCGCGAAACAACUGCCAAAGCUGUAGAGAACACAGAUAUGGACUCCGACUUGUCCCAGGCAACCAGUAGUGAAGAGGAUAAUGAUGAAUGGAGGCCGACACAGCCAAAGCCUAAAGCCCCAAGCAGAGCGGCCAAAGCUCCUGCAGCAGCCGGGGAGAAGAAAGCCGCUGUCAAGAGAACUGCGAAACCAAAGGAGCCAAAACCACCGAAAGCUCCUAAAGUGCCAAAAGUUCCUAAACCAAGGGCCCCACGCAAACCUGCAGCAGAGCGAAAAACACAGGCCCCUAAAGUUCUGAGGGAUCCUGGUGCACCGGCGAUGCUUGGAGUAAAGAGGAAAAAUAUUGACGAAGGAGAAAAAGAUUAUACGGCUGCAGAAAAGAAAGAAGAAAAACAAACGGACUGUCUCAAAGAAGAGAGGGCUGAAAAGAGUGGGCCAAGUAGCAGAAUGAAGUCGGAGAGGGUGUCAUUUAUUGUAUCAGAUGCCAAUCAGGCAGGCGAGGGGCCGUCACUCGCUGGACUAAGAGCAAAGAAAGAGGAAGUGGAGGAUUUCACAUUUGACGAGCCCAAUCAAAAGAAACAGAAGACCAGUGGGGCCUGCUUGGGACGAUCAACUUUACCAUCCUCGGAAAAGAAAACCCAAUGGAAUGAACUCAAUAUGAGCUGGGAUCUAAUAGAGCUGGUAUCUACCCUGACGUGUGUGGAGAAAUGGGUGUGUGUAAAUGUCAUUGGGCUGCUUCGUGAGGAGAACACGGUGCCAUUCAUGGUGCGCUAUCGUAAAGAGCUGAUAAAUCAUAUGGAUGCGGAUGCCGUUCGAGACGUCCAGCUGAUAUAUGAGGAGCUAUGCUCUCUAGCCAAGAAGACCCAGUCUGUGGUCCAGACCCUGAAAAAGGACGGUACUUUGACAACUGAGCUGGAACAAAAUCUGAAGAGCUGCCGAUCAGCUGAUGAACUGGAUCAUGUGUAUGCUCCCUAUAAGAAAGGCAGUAAGCUAACGAAGGCUCGCAGAGCCAAAGCUCUCGGCCUUGAGGCGGCCGCCUCUGCACUCAUGGACGCACCACAUACUCUGGAUUUAAGGGGAUGGGUAAAACCUGGUACUGAAGGUCUGUCAACGAUAGAAGAAGUAACUACAGGGGUGGAGCAUAUCUUGGCUGAUAUGAUAGCCAAAGACCCCGAGACACUCACCUUCAUGAAAACAUUGUGUGAGAGAAGGAAUGUGACCAUACAGUCUUCUGUGUCCAAGGCGGCACUGAAAGAAAAAGAGCAGAAACCUGUCGACGCUUUCAAGAAACCAGGAGCGCAGCAAAACAAAUCCAAGGACAUUGACAAGUUCCACCUCUACGUCGACUUCUCUGCCAACAUCCACCGCAUCCAGCCCCAUCAGACCCUGGCCAUUAACCGAGGGGAGAGUCUGAAGAUUUUGACAGUGAAAGUGAACGUUCCCGACGAGGUGAAGAACGACUUCACGUGGUGGUGCAUAAACAACAGGUGGAAGCCGAGGACGUUUGCAAAAGACGAGCUUCGUGCAGUCAUCAUGAGAGCUGUAGAGGACUCUUAUAAAAGGCUUAUUCUGCCUUUCUUCACGAGGAGUUACAGGACCAAGCUGACAAGUGCAGCAGAGAAGGAGUCGAUCGCCAUGUUUGUACGAAACAUCCGUCAGCGCCUGUUGGUGUGUCCAGUAAGGGGCUGUGUCAUCAUCGGGGUGGACCCUGGCUUUAGACAUGGCUGUAAGCUGGCAGUUCUCUCCCCCACUAGUCAGAUUCUUCAUACUGAUGUUGUCUACCUUCAUACUCAAAGCCAGAAAAAUGAAGCAGAGAAACUGCGCCACCUCAUUCUGAAAUACAGCUGUUCCAAGGUUGUCAUUGGUAACGGUACGGCGUGCCGUGAGACCGAGUCCGUCUUCGCAGACCUCAUCUCGAGGCGCUGUUUUCACCCUCUGGACGUGUCCUACUGUAUAACCAGUGAGGCAGGGGCAUCCAUCUACAGUGUGAGUCCUGAGGCGAUCAAAGAGAUGCCAGACAUGGACCCCAACCAUAGGAGUGCAGUGUCCAUUGGAAGACGUGUCCAAGAUCCACUGGCUGAGCUUGUGAAGAUUGAUCCUAAACACAUUGGCAUUGGAACAUACCAGCAUGAUGUGUCAGCAGGAGGUCUGAAGACGGCAUUGGACGGCGUGGUGCAGGAAUGUGUGAGCUUUGUCGGGGUGGACAUCAACAUCUGCUCCGAGACGCUCAUGAGGCAUGUAGCAGGCCUGAAUGCUGGCAGAGCGCGAAGUAUUGCAGAUUGGAGAGAGCAGAAUGGUCCCUUCGUCAACAGGGAGCAACUCAAACUGGUCAAAGGCAUGGGACCCAAGACCUACCAGCAGUGUGCCGGCUUCAUUAGAAUCAACCCGCAAACCCUACUCAGCGCCAAAUCUUCACCGCACCCUGUCCCAGAGAAACCAGCAGCUAAGAAGGGCAAAAAGAAGACUUGCGUCACCAUGCCAACCUCGGUUAACCCCCUGGACCAGACCUGUAUACACCCAGAGUCCUACGUUGUGGCACAGAGCUUUCUGUCCCUCGUGGGUGGGAGUGCAGACCAGAUCGGGAGUGCAGGCCUGCAACAGUGUGUGGAGAGCAAGGUUGGGACCAGCAGUGUCGAGAAACUGGCCGAGACACUGGGCACCACACCCGAGACCCUCCAGCUCAUCAUAGACGGCCUCACGCAGCCUCCUGGGUUCGACAUCAGACAAAAUUUCGGGCAAGCAGACUUUAAGCGAGGCAUUGUGUCGAUGAGCGAUCUGCGGGUCGGCGCCGUGCUGACGGGCCGGGUGGACAACACGGCUCUGUUCGGGGCUUUUGUGGAUAUCGGCGUUGGCCGCGCGGGCCUCAUCCACAAGAGCAAGAUCACCCUGAACAAACUGCCGGUGAACCAGCGGCGCCGCAGCCUGGCGCUGGGACCUGGGGAGCGGGUGGAGGUCCGGGUUCUGAGCGUGGACCAAGAGAGGGGGCGGAUCUCGCUGGACCUGAUCAGGAUCCUGCAAUAAUAAAUACUGUAUUUGUAUGUAUAAAAUCAAACAAAUGGA